Messenger RNA from Paramecium tetraurelia, 816 nucleotides. RefSeq lists its product as uncharacterized. Lineage: Eukaryota; Ciliophora; Oligohymenophorea; Peniculida; Parameciidae. The record is from RefSeq and is a predicted model, not a curated record. The transcript has a single exon.
AUGAGCUUUAGGAGACCAAAUUCCUCAGUCUUACUACUUCUCUUUGAUAAAUUUAUCACUUUAACUUUUUAGUUAACAAUUCUUAUUUCUUUCUAAAAUGUGUUAGAUUCAUACUCAUUUUGGUUACAAUCCUCUUCUACCCUUAAUUAAUCAAUUAGUAUAUUUAAUUCACAACUUCAACUUUUUAUCUCAAAAUUUAUAAAUCAUUCUUAGAAGUCAUUUAGAGUAUUAUUGAUCUAAAUGCUAACUAAAUCUAAUUUAAAUUGCAUAUUAGGCUUUUCAAAAGUUCUUCUAAUAAGGUUAAUGUAUUUCUCAAUCUAAUUUUUUACUUUUUAUUGUUUUAUUUAUUUUCUUAAUUUUCUAUCUGAUCACCCUUCUUCAUUCUUCUUCGUUAAUUUUUCUAUCAUUUUCUCAAUCAUCUCUAGCCAUACUUAACUUUCAUCAAGGCUUUAAAACAAUUCGUAGUUCUCCCAAGCCAAAUUCUUCGCUUAGAUUUCCAAUUUAACCGUUUUUAACUUUGUUCAGUAGUUAUUUACACAUGGAUAUUAUGAUUAUACUAUAAGCAAUAACAGCAGAAAUAGCACUUGCUUUUCUUUUCUAUUGUUUCGCCUCAAUCCUGGCGAUUUUGGUGGAUUUUGGAAUUCGCUUAAAUAUUACUAAAUUGCAUCAAUUGCAAUUAUUAUUUUUUUUCUCAUGAUUUCCAAUGAUGAAUAUACUAUGACCAUCAAACAUGUAAAAUAUUCAUUUCAUUUUAAUUAACCUUUGGGUGAAACUACUUUGUUCUUUACCUAGUAAAUUCAAAUUAUAUGCAAAUGA